Messenger RNA from Gaeumannomyces tritici R3-111a-1, 1222 nucleotides. RefSeq lists its product as hypothetical. Bases 211 to 882 code for a protein of 223 amino acids. The record is from RefSeq and is a predicted model, not a curated record. The transcript has a single exon. Lineage: Eukaryota; Fungi; Ascomycota; Sordariomycetes; Magnaporthales; Magnaporthaceae.
UAUAAGAUGAGCUGCCAUCCCGUCCUGCUUCUCCCGUUUUUCUUUCUUCCCAUCCGCUCCAGAUCUCCUCCUCGUGCUCCUUACAGUCACUCUCUAAGACCUAAUAUUCCUUUCGCUCAUCAAGGCUUCACUCGCUCGCAGCCUUCCUGAACAUUCCACUCUUUUUUAUCUCCUGAAUAUAAUCAGUCUUAAUACUUCCGACUAGUCAAGAUGCGCUCCGCUCUCUUCGCCGUCGCCGCCCUGGCCAUUGGUGCCAACGCCCAGACCGGUACCGUUCAGUCCACCACUGGUGCUGUCCUCCUUGCCACUGGCGUCACCCCGACCGCCAGCACCAUGGUCACGGUCCAGACCCCCGGCCCCAGCGGCAGCAUUGAGGAGGAGGACUGCGACGAGGAAGACGAGAUGACCUCUUCCACCGCUUCCACCACCCGCUACACCACCUCGACCAUCAAGGUUACCAAGAUGAUGACCGUCACCAGCUGCGCCCCCACCGUGACCAACUGCCCCAACAGGCCCCAUGUCACCAGCGUUGUCGUCAUCGAGACCACCGUGUGCCCCGUCGUCGAGGCUGUCACCACUCGCCCGGUCAAGCACAACACCGUGCCGCCCUACCCCACUGGCCCGGCCUCCAUCCCGGUCGGCCCUACCGGCACCGGCGUUGUUGUCAAGCCCCCUGUUCCCACCUCUGCCGUUGUCCAGCCGCCCAAGCCCAACGUCCCGGGUCCUGUUCCGUCGGGCCCCGCUCAGCCUCCCGCCGCUGGCACUGGCAAGCCUCCUGUUCCCGUCACCACGCCUCAGCCUACCCCCCCUGUCACUGCCGGCGCCGGCAAGACCGUCCUCGGCUUCGGUGCCGUCGUCGCUGCCGUUGUUGCUUUCCUGUAAAGUAGCAUUGUUACCUGGGUGGUAGCAAACGCUCUAAUGCAUGGACGGCUGUGAUUGCGGUGGGUUUUUUUUCAAUGGAGUUUUCAGGUUAGCCUAGCAUGCAGAGUGGCUUUGCCUCCACGCAACAAUCUGAACAACUUGAUACCCCAGUCAGCUCUCUUGGCUUGUAUUUUUGCUUCUUAUCGACAAUCGGUGGGCAUGCUCCCGUUAGUCGGGUCCGGAUUGCGCUUGGUGGUUACAUCUUUGUUAAUAACGACGAACAACGCCCACGAUAGACCUUCUUAAUUGACGCGCGUCUUCUAAACUUUGACCUUUUUCUUGAAUUUUGCUCCCUUAUGCC